Molecule: messenger RNA, 1877 nt
Organism: Girardinichthys multiradiatus
Lineage: Eukaryota; Metazoa; Chordata; Actinopteri; Cyprinodontiformes; Goodeidae
Product: phospholipid phosphatase 3-like
Exons: 6
Coding region: 262-1233 (323 amino acids)
Biological process (GO): signal transduction; phospholipid dephosphorylation; phospholipid metabolic process
Molecular function (GO): phosphatidate phosphatase activity
Source: RefSeq, a predicted model, not a curated record
AAGAGAUCUUAUCCCAGUUUGUUUCACACACACAAUGGCAUUUCCUUGAUGUGAAUCAGCAGCAACAAGUCGGGGCAGGCCUGGCAGACGGUGAUGAAUGGACAUACCAACACGUCAACACGUCACCGUUUAAAAGACGCAGCCGCCUUCUGGGUUUUACGCAUGAGAGGCUGCCGCUGCUGCCGGAAGGUUGUUGCUGCCAACAAGGUUUUUUUUGUUUUGCUUUCACGCUGAGUUUUAACUGACAAUCAGACGGACGUCAUGCUGGAUACGUUUGGGGCAGCUGUGAGCGUACCGAGUGCGGAGCUUCAGCUCAAACUGUCGGACAACAAGGACGGCCUGACGGCGCCAAGGAUGGGGAUGGACAGCGGGAAGAAACUCCUGGAGAUAACUGGACAUGCUCUAUCCAAAAGGAAAUUCCUGGUCGGAUUAGACCUCCUCUGUCUUUUUCUUGCAUCGAUUCCUUUCUUUGCAUGUGAGCUGGAGGUAGUGGGCCCCUACAAAAGGGGCUUCAUAUGUGGAGACCCCAGCAUCACCUACCCUUAUCUACACAAUGAAGCCAUACCAAAUGGGCUUCUUAUCACAGGUGGAAUAUUCAUUACAGGCUUUGCAAUUGCGCUUGGAGAGUGUUACCGGGUGCGUUUCCAAAGCAUCAGCUCUAAAUCUUUUGUGAGAAACCGUUAUGUUUCCUGCCUGUACAAGGAGCUGGGCUCCUUCCUGUUCGGCUGCUGCAUCGGCCAGUCGCUUACCAACAUGGCCAAGCUCAGUGUUGGGCGGCUGCGACCUUACUUCCUGUCUGUGUGUGGCAUCACCUAUGCAUCGCUUAACUGCACAACUGGAACCUAUGUAGCAACAGUGAUCUGUCGCAACCCUGACCACCGAUUAGUGGAAGAGGCCAGGAAGUCCUUCUUCUCUGGCCAUGCUUCUUUUGCCAUGUAUGCCUUGCUCUAUUUAGCGUUUUACCUGCAGGCCCGGCUGACGUGGCGAGGAGCUCGGCUGCUGAGGCCUCUGCUGCAGUCCUUCCUGGUCCUUCUGGCGGUCUACACGGGUCUGACGCGCAUCUCGGACUACAGGCACUACCCGUCAGACGUGCUAACAGGAUACACACAGGGGGCUCUCACUGCUUACUGGGUGGCCUUCUACAUCUCACCAAUGUUUAAAAGCUCCAGCUCAGACCUGUCUGCAGCUGAGACACCGGACAGCCCUCUGUCUCCCCACCAUACUGUCUGCUGAGACCCACAACAUAGGCAGACCACAGAUCUGAAGAAUGUUUGGCGAUUUUCUCUGAAAUUAAAAGACAUACCUCGAUGUUUUAACAGGGAGAGCAGAAACAGACAAUCUCAUAAGAAAGAAUAGAAGUGAUUGAGAGGAAGGAAGGUAACGAGACUGAAAACUGUGUCUGUUAUACAAACAGCCUGAGUAUUCUUUUGUCCUUGUAACUGAUAACCCACCUCUUACCUGUGAGAUGAGACUGAAAACAGAAACCACCAUAACUAUGCACCACUUGUAAAUAUAUAAAUAUUUUUUAAAGCACAACUGAUAAGGUCAAAGCACUUUUCAUUUCAAUGUUAGUAUUAUUAUCACUAUGCGAUGAAUAGAAUGUAAUAUAUAUUUUUUAUAAACACAGAGCAUAUAAUUUAAAGUUUUAUUUAAUAACCUUGCUGUAUGUUUCUGAGUGUAAGCAUUUAUUUUCUUUGUGUGUUUUGCCACACGAUGUCAGGAUUUAUCCUUCCACGUGUUAUUUGUGCCACAUAGUGAAGAGAAUGACUAAUUGACCUAACACAAUAUAACACACAGAAAUAAAUUAUUAGUUCUGUCACUUUUAAUGUACAUAUGAGUCAGCCUAAGAUGUUAGAAAUAAAAAUAUUUUAUUAAUA